This is a messenger RNA of Epinephelus lanceolatus (giant grouper), 4463 nucleotides long. It is a transcript of the gene gmppb, whose product is annotated as GDP-mannose pyrophosphorylase B. The record is from RefSeq and is a predicted model, not a curated record. Gene Ontology annotation, molecular function: GTP binding; mannose-1-phosphate guanylyltransferase (GTP) activity. Gene Ontology annotation, biological process: GDP-mannose biosynthetic process. NCBI's taxonomy places the organism in Eukaryota, Metazoa, Chordata, Actinopteri, Perciformes, Serranidae.
CGGAUUUGAACGAUCUUACGUGUCAUUCCCAGAGUCUGAGUGAUUCAGAAAUAUCCUGGAGAUUUUUGGUGGACAAAAUCCUCGUGAGCUGGUCGCUGUCUUGCCAUUGAUGAGCUGUGGUCACCCUGGUAACUGUUGCUAACGGCAGAAGCAUGAAUGCUUUGAUCCUUGUCGGGGGUUACGGGACCCGGUUGAGACCGCUGACCCUGAGCGUCCCCAAACCGCUGGUGGACUUCUGCAACAAGCCCAUCCUGCUGCACCAGGUGGAGGCACUGGUGAAGGCCGGGGUGAACCAUGUGAUUCUGGCGGUGAGCUACAUGUCGGAGCUGCUGGAGAGAGAGAUGAGAGUCCAGGAGGAGAGACUUGGGAUUCGUAUCUCUCUGUCUCAUGAGAAGGAACCUCUGGGAACAGCGGGCCCUCUGGCGCUGGCUCGAGAGCUGCUGAACGUUGACAACGAGCCGUUCUUCGUCCUCAACUCAGAUGUCAUCUGUGAUUUUCCCUUCAAAGACCUGCUGCAGUUCCACCACAACCACGGCAAGGAGGGAACCAUUGUGGUAACUCGGGUGGAGGAACCCUCUAAGUACGGUGUAGUGGUGUUUGACGCGGACAGCGGCAGGAUACAUCGCUUCGUUGAGAAACCGCAGGUCUUUGUCUCCAACAAGAUCAACGCCGGCAUGUACAUCUUCAAUCCCAGCAUGCUCAGCAGAAUCCAGCUGAGACCGACAUCCAUAGAGAAAGAGAUAUUUCCUGUCAUGGCAGAGGAGGGACAGCUGUACACCAUGGAGCUACUGGGUUUCUGGAUGGACAUCGGUCAGCCCAAAGACUUCCUGACAGGGAUGUGUAUGUACCUUCAGUCUCUACGACAACACGCUCCCGAGAGGCUACACACGGGGCCCGGUUUCCUAGGCAACGUUCUGGUGGACCCGACGGCACAGAUUGGGGAGAACUGCACCAUUGGCCCCAAUGUCACCAUCGGUGCUGGCGUGAUCGUGGAGGACGGUGUGAGGAUAAAACGCUGCACGGUGCUGAAGGGAGCGCGGGUUCGAUCACACUCCUGGCUGGAGAGCUGCAUCGUGGGGUGGAGCUCCUCUGUCGGCCAGUGGGUUCGUAUGGAGAACGUGACAGUGUUGGGGGAGGAUGUGAUCGUGAAUGACGAGCUUUACCUGAAUGGUGCCAACGUCCUGCCUCACAAAUCCAUCAACGAGUCGGUCCCAGAGCCACGAAUCAUCAUGUAGCAUCGGGUGGAGGAAAAAAGCCUGGCGCCUUUUUAUAUGAACUUGACUAAACACCCAAACUGUGCCAGAGAGAGAGAGGAGCAGAUGGGUGGAGGAAAGGAGGAGGAAAAGAGGAGGAAAGAGAAGGUGUUUUUCUUUUUUCUUAUUAAUUUGGACUCAUUUUUAGCCCUGCUUGGCUGAACCGUCCAUCAUUCAAAAUGAUGGCGUAAGCAUGAGCUGUCAAAAGGCUGCCCGACCUGUCAGGAAGGUUUAUACUUCUGUCAGAGCUGCAGGUAAAACAUCAAAGGCUAAUGUCCUGAAUGUGUCGGGUGGUAAAUGUCUCGUAUAAACACUGCGUUAAUGGAGAAAGGGUUAGAGGGAGGGGAUUUUUCUGUCAGAUGGUGAAGGGACUAAUGUGGAGUGUAUUCAGGUGGGUGGGGCGGAUUACAGAGCGAUACGAACACCACUGUUUAGAUUCACUAUGCAUUUUCAUUUCCUGGACAGCUGCAGAGCAUUGUGAACAGGCACUGAAGGAUCAUUCUAAAUGUUUUUCUGCUUGAGCAGAGUCUGAAAUCAUAACUGAUGAUGCUGGGGUUUCUGAUCUGACAGAUUUAACUAAAUGCAGUAUGUGGUUAUGGUUAGUCAAUGAUUAUAGUUAAAGCUGCAUCAAUUAAUUAACUCAUGGCCUCUUGUGGGCAGCAGAGCAAAUUGUAACAUAGCAUCUAACACAUUGUUUUAAGUUGUUAAGGCAAAUGUUUUAACAAAGACUUGGUUAUUUACACAUCCAGCAGACACAGAGGAUCAUGAUCAUCCGUGUGGAGUCAUGUUUGUGUCCACCUGAUGAAUGUAAUUUGAUCAUUUUUUUAUAUGAAGAUAUUGAUUAGUGCAGCUUUACUCAGUUGUAGAGUAGGAAUCGAGUACGUAUCCAAUUGCUUUGGUGAACUGCUCUUUCUUUUUAUCAUGAAAAACUGUGCGCUUCAGUACCAAACCGGUUACUGCUCUGUAAAAAGUGAACAAAAUGUAGUUUUUUAUUAUUAAAAAACUGCAGUGUAUCAAGUAUAUUUAUAAAUAUCUGAGUCAGGCUGCAUCUGGGACAUUCUGCUUUGAAAUAAUAUAUUUUUCAGUCAUGUGUAAGUGUGUCUCAAGAGUGAACGCUCCCUGAAGAUCUUGUUUUGCUGACCUCUAGUGGUUUAACCUCUCCCAGUAUACUCCAGUACACUGUGACAUCAUUUUUGGUUGUGGUUACAGGUGCAGCAGAAGUUAAACAGGCUUGUAACUUUCAGUCAGAAGAGGCAGUGAAAUGCUGCUUCUUAGCUCGCCACUCAGCUUGUGGUGCUCAGAGUGCCAAAAAAAUACAUUAGAAAAACUCAACCUCGACCUUUGUUGUCAAGAAGAUGUAGUAGAAACUAUUUCUUUAUACCAUCUACACCCACCAGCUUUAUCACUACACAGACGUUAGCUGCAUCUACUGCUAGCUCACCUAGCACCACUGAGCUAGCUACAACAUUACAGCCAGGCCCCCAUGAAUGCCACUCAGCCUUGCAGCAAUUUUUCCCAGUGGCCACUCGCAGUAUUGCAGCUGACACCUCGAACUGCAAACAAGGUUAUGACUCUUUCUAUUCUGAAUUUUUGAGCCGUGGUGGUUAAAUAUUUGUAAAACUUUCCUCAAGCCAAGAAAAGCGAUGUAAAAAUCUGUGACGCCAUCACACUGUAACGUCUAUGAGCCGAGCGGGAACUAGCGGAUGGGAUCAGCGGGAGAAACACUACUGCACAUAGUCAGUGGGCCGCAUACCACCGAAGUAAACCUGUAAGCUUCGAAAACUUUUGUGGAGUGUGCACCAGGCGAGCAACUACUGGAAUCCAGUAUCCAGUUAUUAUUAAAAUCUAUGGUUACGACUCAGCUGGGGAGGAUGUCAUUAAUGUUUACAUCACGUGCUGUCCUGAACACAAGCCUCUCGUCCAUGAGUAGAUGCCCGCUUCCUUCUGCGCUGUGAUACAGUUGGAGGAUGCAGUUUAGUAGACAGAAAACAGUUCCUUGCAUACAAUAGUUCAUCCCUGUUGAGUUUUUCAGAUGUAUUUUUUACGGUGCUUUGAGCACCACAAGCUGAGUGUCAUCUAGCUCCAUUAUAUUGGCGAGAACGCAGACAUCUCUGCAGCUGAUAUCUCCAACAAUCUAGACUGAUAAAUAGCACCACAGGUUAAGAGGAGAAAUAUGUAUUUUUAAUUCUGGAGGUAAACUGUUCCUUCAGGGUCAUGUUGUUCCCUAAAUCUAAAGUGUAUAUUCUUUGUAUGGUGGCCAUCUUAGGACAUUUCUAACUCAGCUUGUGAAACUCAGCUCAGCUUUCAUUAGUCUGAGCUGUACUUUGUCAUCCUCAACUGUUAAUCAGUUAGCUACAGAUAGCAUGUUAGCAUGCUAAUGAUACCAUGUAAUGUUUAGCCUGUUAGCAUGCUAGGUAGAACUGAACCUCGUGCUACCUCUUUAUGGUUAAAGCUCAUAAUUGAAAGGUGAUAAACAUGCCAUCGUUUAGCAUGUUGUGUUAGCAUUCAUUUCAAGCUGAAUCCGAUGGAAGACAACUGUCUUGUUAGUGACGCUGGAUGAAAAGUCAAAAUCAUCAGGAUUUAUCCUUUUGGGGACCAGGAAUUUCUGAAUCAAAUUUCAUGUCAAUCAGUCUGAUAGCUUCUAAGACAUCUCGCUCUUCACCAAAACGUUGGGCCGGCAGAGUGAGUAAUUUUGUAGAAUUGAACACCAGACGUUUUGCACUGGGUAUAUUAAUGAACAUAGAGGGAAGAGCCUGAGACGGAUUUCACUCCUCCUGCUCAAAUAAAGGGGAUAGAUUAACCUCACCUCUUGAUAUCUGUCCUCCUUGUUGUGUUAUUGUAACAUUCAACAAGAUCAGUGUUAAAUCCACCUGAUGCAGUAAAAUCAAUUAUUAAAUCUCAAGAGUUGGAUGUUUCUGGAGCUUCCUGUGUCACCACAGGUGUCCAUGUUUGUGUCACCUCAGUAGCUCAGAUGUCCAACAAUUGACUUAUUGUUACUGACCGUGAACACGUGCAGCAGGUGAUGUCUGUCUGUCUGUCUGUCUGUCUGUCCAGACACUCAGAGCUGAUCUCUGAGCAGUGGUUCCAUGUUGUUAUGCAGUUAGUGAUACAGUAUGUAAAGACUUUGACUGGGUCUAAAUGAAUGAAGUCAAUUCUUGUAAUGAAGUCUUUUUUUAAAGAGAAUAAUAUAAUCUACUGACCACAUUCACA